AAGCGAUCGUGUUUUGUCGGAUGCUUUAUAGGCUGAUCUUACCCAAAAAGUCGCACAGCCUCCAACACUCAGUCUCUAGUCACAUCUAGCAAGAACGCGGGUCGCCCGGUUGCCAUGGAAACUCCCGGGCGGUUGACGCGUCGUUCGGCCGCGGCCCCGCGACCGUUCCCCGCUACGCCGGCGCGCCGUCCGGCUCUCACGCCCAUGCAGAUCGAGUUGAUGCAGAAUCUAAAGUGUCGGCUGGCGCCACCUGCCAACGGGGCGGACAACGGCGGCGGCCCCAGCAAGGAGAACUGCAAUCCGAAAGUCAGCCCCACGCUGGAAAAGCUACGAAACACGCCGGCUGUUGUGCGAACGAAGAGAGAAGUUCUCCUGAAGAAGCACUCUGUGGCCCGUGAGAGGACCGACUCACUCUGCGUUGGCGGGGGUGUCAGCAUCUGGCCUGAGAUGGACGCCAUGAGGCUCACGCGCUAUGAGGCGCUGCAGCUCGCAGUCGGUAGCGUCAGUCUAGCCCUUGUCACGUACAAGUUAUUCUUCUGGCUGCAUGGGCAAGCGCUGGCCAGUCUUCAGCACUAUCUUAGCGUCGUCAGAGGAUUUCACGAGCAGCAUGAGAUUUCGACGAUCGACGAUGCUGACUUCUCCACUAGCGUCCUGGCCUGGCACGAGGACUACCGGAAACUUCUGCGGGAGAUAUCUACGCGCUUUCACGUCAGCCUGCUCGACAGCGAAACAAACUACAAGCUGUGCGCCAUGUUGUACGUGGUUGGCAUAGCAACACUUCUCUUCUACCUUACCGAUAGCAUGGUUGCUAAGAGCAAGCUCACUCCUCGCAGAAUCAAGAAAUGGGUGUGUCUGCUGGCAGUCAUGUCCGUCUACACGUGUCUGUGUCUACGCUUGCUCAUGCUAGCCCAGCAGCUAGAGCUGGCCAUAGAGAACAACGUACACCAGCUGAACGAGGAGAUGGUGGAGCUGGUGAGCAGGCCUCUCCGGCUGGACGCGUACAGGGACGUGCUGAGCUACUGGCGCACGCGCGCGUUCCGCCGCAGCGCCCUCUACGUCGUCGGCGUCGUGCCGGUGAAGGACGUCGCGUACUACCUGCAGUACUACAGCCUGCCUGUCAUCACGGCCCUGCUUACUCCACCCCUGCAGCUGCUGCUGGCUCUCAAGCAGCAGUACUAUGACGUGCCGAGCUGACCCAGUACACGGUCACCCUAGAUAUGAUAUAGUAUAUUAUAUAUAUAUCGAUAGAUAGUCUAGAUAUAUAUA
Messenger RNA from Priapulus caudatus, 1266 nucleotides. RefSeq lists its product as uncharacterized. The record is from RefSeq and is a predicted model, not a curated record. Bases 115 to 1194 code for a protein of 359 amino acids. Lineage: Eukaryota; Metazoa; Priapulida; Priapulimorpha; Priapulimorphida; Priapulidae. The transcript is spliced from 6 exons.